AGCUAGCUAGCUAACCUUACCUGAACAAAUAUUAUCUAACAGUUUUUGUUUCUCAGAAUAGCAAGUCAUUAGUAGGCUCAGUGCAGUGGGUUUCCCGACUAGCUAGCUACUUGUUAGCCAAGCUGGAACAGCUAGCUAGUUAGUUUAACAGUUAGCAGUGAAUGCAUUAAUGAAUAGCUCUCUUUUCCUAUGCUUGUCAGCCCCGGUCUGCCCUGCUUCAGGUGGUACAGAAGACAUGUCCACCACUGCUGGAGAACAGGGGGCCAAGAGGAAAAGAGAGGCACCCGAUGAUGAGGAGGUGGUGGUGGUGGACGAACAAAAACUAGAAGAAAAUAAAGUUUGUAAAGGUUUUCGACAUUUCCAUAUAAAUGUGCAGUAUGUCACCUAUUUUAUAUGUGUGUUUGUCUGUCUGUGUCUGGGUGUAGAGUUAACUACUAGCUAUGAGAGAUCACUCUGUGUCUCCAGAUGAUCAAUCUCUGAGUCAAAGUGAUCACUCUCUGUGUCCCCAGGUGUGCCUACGUUGAAGGGGUAUGUAGCCACUCAGAGGGGAGAGAGAGAGGAGAUGCAGGACGCUCACGUUCUCCUACCUGACACGAAAGCCUGCCUGUCCACCCUUCCAACUACAGUGUAAGUCACCUCUGACUCAGAGCAGUGUCAGGAAGCAUCCCAAAUGGUACCCUAUUCCCUAUCAUACGUAGUGCCCUACUUUUGACCAGACCUUCCAUAGGGUUCCAAAAGUAGUGCACUAUAUAGGUAAGAAGGUGUCAUUUGGGACAAAUCCUAAGUCCCCUUCUUUAUAACAUAGGGGAGUGUCAGUCUGCUAGGACCUGGAUGAUGUGCUCCAGUGAAGUGACGUACACUACUGUCUGUGUUGAAGGUCUCGUCUGGCCUACUUCGCUGUGUUCGACGGCCAUGGAGGAGCUAGAGCUUCUCACUUCACUGCAGAACAUCUUCACCACACUCUGGCCUUGAAGUUCCCCAAAGGUGAGUGGAGAGACUCAGAUCCCCUAUUCACUGUCAAGAUAUUGGGCUGCAUUUAUUUAUUGUAUCUCUUCACAUAUUCAAUAUACAUCAGUUAAUGCUAGACUCAGACCACAUGUCUAUUCAUCCUCAAUAAACUUGCCUUUCAUUUGUAGUGGUAUUACAGUGCAUUCGUAAAGUAUUCAGACCCCUUGACUUUUUCCACAUUUUGUUACGUUACAGCCUUAUUCUAAAAUGGAUUACACACAAUACCCCAUAAUGACAAAGCGAUUUUUUUAAACAACAGAAAUACCUUAUUUACAUAAGUAUUCAGACCUUUUGCUAUGAUACUCUAAAUUGAGCUCAGGUGCAUCCUGUUUACAUUGAUCAUCGUUGAGAUGUUUCUACAACUUGAUUGGAGUCCACCUGUGGUAAAUUCAAUUGAUUGGACAUGAUUUGGAAAGGCACACACCUGUCUAUAUAAGGUCCCACAGUUGACAGUGCAUGUCAGAGCAAAAACCAAGCCAGGAGGUCGAAGGAAUUGUCUGUAGAGCUCCGAGACAGGAUUGGGGUCAAGGCACAGAUCUGGGGAAGGGUACCAAAAAAUGUCUGCAGUAUUGAAGGUACCCAAGAACACAGUGGCCUCCAUCAUUAUAAAUGGAAGACGUUUGGAACCACAAAGACUCUUCCUAGAGCUAGUCGCCCGGCCAAACUGAGCAAUCGGGGGAGAAGGGCCUUGGUCAGGGAGGUGACCAAGAACCUGAUGGUCACUCUGACAGAGAUCCAGAGUUCCUCUGUGGAGAUGAGAGAACCUUCCAGAAGGACAACCAUCUCUGCAGCACUCCACCAAUCAGGCCUUUAUGGUAGAGUGGCCAGAUGGAAACCACUCCUCAGUAAAAGGCACAUGGUAGCCCACUUGGAGUUUGCCAAAAGGCACCUAAAGACUCAGACCAUGAGAAACAAGAUUCUCUGGUCUGAUGAAACCAAGAUUGAACUCUUUGGCCUGAAUGCCGAGCGUCACGUCUGGAGGAAACCUGGCACCAUCCCUACGGUGAAGCAUGGUGGUGGCAGCAUCAUGCUGUGGGAUAUGUUUUUCAGUGGCAGGGACUGGGAGACUAGCCAGGAUCAGUAAGUACAGAGAUGUCCUUGGUGAAAACCUGCUCCAGAGCGCUCAGGACCUCAGACUGGGGCGAAGGUUCACCUUCCAACAAGACAACGACCCUAAGCACACAGCCAAGACAACUCAGGAGUGGCUUUGGGACAAGUCUCUGAAUGUCCUUGAGUGACCCAACCAGAGCCCAGACUUGAAUCCGAUUUAACAUCUCUGGAGAGACCUGAAAAUAGUUGUGCAGCGACGUUCCCCAUCCAACCUGACAGAGCUUGAGAGGAUCUGCAGAGAAGAAUGGGAGAAACUCCCCAAAUAGAGGUGUGCCAAGCUUGUAGCGUCAUACCCAAGAAGACUCCAGGCUGUAAUUGCUGCCAAAGGUGCUUCAACAAAGUACUGAGUAAAGGGUCUGAAUACUUAUGUAGGCCGUCAUUGUAAAUAAGAAUUUGUUUUUAACUGACUUGCCUAGUUAAAUAAAGGUUAAAAAAAAAAGGGUGAUAUUUCAGUUUUUUAUUUGUAAUACAUUUUCAGAAACAUUUCUAAAAACCUGUUUUUGCUUUGUCAUUAUGGGGUAUUGUGUGUAGAUUGAUGAAGGAAAAACACAAUCUAAUCAAUUUUAGAAUAAGGCUGUAACGUAACAAAAUGUGGAAAAGGUCAAGGGGUCUGAAUACUUUACGAAUGCACUGUUUCUCUUCACAAUAUUCUAGAACAUCCAUCAAUAUCUAAUGCAUAUUGUGUAUCUCCUCCUCCCACAGUAGAAACGGAGAACCUGGACAAACUGGUGAAGAAGUGCCUACUAGACACCUUCCGACAGACAGAUGAAGACUUCCUGAAAAAAGCCUCCAGCCAAUAAGUGCUUAGUCUCGUAAACCCGACCCUAGGCAACAGCAGUGACUAGGUUCUGGUAGAUAUGAUGGACUCUCUUGGUAACUUCGAUAAGGGAAAACAAUUUGUUCCGGGGUGGGUCCUCUCCCAAUAAAUCACGAGGCAGACAUGCCAGAACGUCGUGAUUCGAAACCAAAGUUUGUGGUUUCAGUGAAGGUAGUUGAUGUAAACUAGCCACUUUCGAAAUACACUCAUUAAAAAUAACCUCUGUGUUGGGCUUCCCGAGUGGCAUAGCGAUCUAAGGCACUGCAUCGCAGUGCUUGAGGCGAGGCGUCACUACAGACCCAGGCUGUGUCACAACCGGCCGUGACCGGGAGUCCCAUAGGGUGGCGCACAAUUGGCCCAGCGUCGUCCGGGUUAGGGGAGGGUUUGGCUGGGGGGGGCUUUACUUGGCUCAUUGCGCUCUAGCGAGUCCUUGUGGUGGGCCGGGCGCCUGCAGGCUGACUUUGUUUGUCAGUUGUACAGUGUUUCCUCCAACACAUUGGAGCAGGUGUUAAGGAGCGUGGUUUGGCGGGUCAUGUUUCGGAGGACGCAUGACUCGACCUUUGUCUCUCCCAAGCCCGUUGGGGAGUUGCAGUGAUGACACAAGAUACAAAUUUUAAAAGGGUGUAAAAUAUAAAAAAUAAAUAAAUAACCUCUGUGAUCUCCAUCUUGCUAGCUACUAUUUCAUAUCUUAUUCAAGCGGAUAAGGCAGUGACGUAGGUAGUGACGUAGUUCCUCUAUGCCAAACUGACGUUCUGUUAACUGACAUGUUAAGCUGGAACAUUGAAACAUUGUGGGAGGCAACACGGAUGUCUAGUAAGUGUUUUGAAUGUCUGAGCAUUACUAUGGUUGAGUCCCAAAUGACACCCUAUUCCCUACAUAGCUGUGUGUCCCAAAUGGGCCCUGGUCAAAGGUAGUGGGAGUAUUUUAGAAGCCCUUUAAAUUGAUGAGUUAAAUUUGUUCUACAUUAAUGACUGUAUGAAGCGAUGUGUACAGUGUGUCUGAUCUGGUCCCACAGGAAGCCUGCCUGGAUGGAUGGCUUUACAGCCACCUGUAUGUUAGUGGUGGAUGACAUGGUGUAUGUGGCCAACCUGGGAGACAGCAGGGUAAGGCGCUGCUCUGCUCUCACAUGGGCCCUGGUCAAAAGUAGUGCACUAGGGAGUAGGGAAUAGGCUGCAAUUUUAUAUGUAACCGUAGUUUCAACCUGUUUAUUUAGCCAUCAUCAAUUAUGAUAUUGCUAUAGGAAGCUGCUGUUUGAUUCCAUUGUGUUGUAGUAACCUUCCUUACUUGUAACAUUGUGCCUCUGUCUCUCUGUAGGCAGUUUUCUGUCAGAUGGAACAGGAAAUGCAGGGCAGGGCAUACUGGCGCUCAGUAAGGAAUACAACCCCACCAUCAGUAUGAAAAAUGUAUGCACUCACUAACUGUUAAGUCGCUCUGGAUAAGAGCGUCUGCUAAAUGACUAAAAUGUAAUAAUGUAAAAUAUACGAGGAGCGCAUGAGGAUCCAGCGGGCUGGUGGCACAGUCAGAUACUUGGCUUUCACUGGGCUUUCAUAUCUUUUCUCUGUAUAUCUGUGCCUGGAAAAAAACAUCAACAACAAAAAUACUCUUUGAUAAGUACUAGUGAUAUCCUUGACCUGCUCUGUGAGGAGGAAUAACUUUUAUCAACUCUUUAUCCAUGGUUGCUGCUGUGUGUGUUGCUCCAGGGGUGGGCGAGUCCUUGGGGUGCUGGAAGUGUCCAAGUCUAUAGGAGAUGGACAGUACAAACGCAUUGGAGUCAUAUCCACACCUGACCUCAGGCGCUGUCAGCUUACACCCAAUGACAGGUAAGACACUGACUGUUUCAACCAAUGACAGGUAACACUACGCCAGGUACUCCCAGCCAGGCCCUGUUCCAAUACUUUGUAAAUGCAUUCUCUUUUCCUCCCUUCCUUGAAGUAGUCACUGAACUGACAUGACUUGGACUUGGAAAGGCACAUUGAAUUUGUUGGUGGAUUGAUGGGUGAUCUCUCUCUCUCUCUCUCUCUCUCAGGUUCAUUAUCCUGGGCUGUGAUGGUCUGUUUAAAGUGUUCUCUGCAGAGGAAGCUGUUAAAUACGUUCUCAACGUCCUGCAGGUAUACAUCAUGUUCACAAUGUGUGUUUAUUUAAAAAAUAUAUGUCUCAGAGAGUGUGUGUGUGUAUGCUGUGGUGUGUGACACUGUCUUGUGGGUAUUUUCAGAAUGGGAGUGUUGAGAGGAAGGAGGGGCAGACAGAGGAGGAGGGCCGCUAUGAAGCAGCAUGUCAGAGACUGGCCAAUGUUGUGCCGACAACGUUACCGUCAUACUGGUGUCUGUUAGCUUCUGAACAACAGACACCCGAUCUUGCCCGUCAUUGA
Molecule: messenger RNA, 5303 nt
Organism: Coregonus sp. 'balchen'
Lineage: Eukaryota; Metazoa; Chordata; Actinopteri; Salmoniformes; Salmonidae
Source: the annotation of a GenBank genome assembly